This is a messenger RNA of Coffea eugenioides, 3422 nucleotides long. Its product is annotated as trihelix transcription factor ASIL2. The record is from RefSeq and is a predicted model, not a curated record. The coding region runs from base 1131 to 2318 and encodes 395 amino acids. Lineage: Eukaryota; Viridiplantae; Streptophyta; Magnoliopsida; Gentianales; Rubiaceae. The transcript has a single exon. Gene Ontology annotation, cellular component: nucleus. Gene Ontology annotation, molecular function: transcription cis-regulatory region binding.
GCAUUGAAUUGGCUUGCAUUUAGAUUUUGGUGCUCAAUGAAAGCUGAUGUAGCGAACCUAUCCACUUUUCCCUACAAAGCCUUCAUUGAUUAAUCGAAUUCAUCCGAAUGGCCGCUGGUAUCAUCACUUGCCGGGAUUUUACCAUUUGUAGUUGUUCUAGUCUUGUAUAGAGAGAGAGAGAGAGAGAGAGAGAGAGGGAGAGCCCUUUGGCUUCCAAGUAUUCUCCACAGACAGCUUCCACCAACCAAGAACAACUCUGUCCUGUAAAACGGACACAAAGAUGAAGAAGCAAAGUCCAGUUGGUGAAAGGAAAAGAGAAGCGUAUUAGUAGUAGUAGUACUUAAGUGCCUGCAACCGAUUAACGUCGUGCCUGCCUUCAGAAAAAAGAAAAAGAAAGGAAAAAAGGAAAAAAAUCAGAAAUGGCAGAGGGAGGAUAGAGAUAAGCAGACAAAAACAGGGAAAAGGUCCACCAAGCCAGCCGGCAGUAGUAGUUGCCAAGACUAAGAGAGGAGGCGAAGGGCUCUAGUGGUCGUCGUAGUAGUAAUAAUAGUACGACUAUGAUGGCGCUGGCUGUGGAGGAGACUGAUGAGGCAUCAUUUCAUCACGCCGAUGACCGAUUUCCCAGUAACCAACCCAAUAACAUCCGAACAAGUAUUCGGACCAUCCCCUUUUUCUCGCUCCACGUGUCCCACCCCCUUCCUUCAUUCAUUUUACCGACGCCGUCACCCACCUCCCCUUCCAACUCGUUCUUUUCCGUCAACCGAUAAAAUCCCAAAACACUUAAAAAAAAAAAAAAAAGAAGCCCAAUUUGCGUGCUUGCAAUUUUUUUGCUUCCCCCGUUCCCGGUCAUCUUUUCCUGCAAUUUUUAACCUACUCCUACAUCCGUUGCAAAGUCGUCAGCCUUAAAAUAACGCCCCCCCCUCCCCGGUCAUUAAUUUCCGCCGGUCAACCUCUCUCUAAAACCUACAAUAAGCCCUAAAUAACCAAACCCCCUCUUUCUCCUUUCCCUCUCUCUCUCUCGCACAGUCACGCACUUGUUCCCCUCCCUCUGACUCCUUCGCCCACACACACACACACACACACUCUCUCUCUCUCUCCCUCUAGAUCGCUGCGAGAUUUCGACCCCCGGCAUGGAAGACGACGAAGAAACUCAGUCACAUCCAUCGGGAGGUACCGGAUCUCCGGUGUCACCGCGUCCCAACGGCAGGAUAACGGUGACGGUGGCUGCUGUUCCGCCUUCUCAGAACACGCUAACUCUGGCGUUACCCAUACAACAUCAUCAGCAGCAGACGAGGCCUACUGGAAAUAGUGGAGGUGGUGGGAGGGAGGAUUGCUGGAGCGAAGGGGCCACCGGGGUGCUAAUUGACGCCUGGGGAGAAAGGUAUCUAGAGCUCAGCCGGGGGAAUCUUAAGCAGAAGCACUGGAAGGAUGUCGCCGAUAUCGUCAGCAGCCGCGAAGACUACACCAAAGCCCCUAAAACUGAUAUUCAGUGUAAGAACCGGAUUGAUACCGUCAAGAAGAAGUACAAGCUGGAGAAGGCCAAGAUCGCCGCCGGUGGUGGCCCCAGUAAGUGGCCCUUCUUUGAGAGGCUUGAUCAGCUUAUUGGACCUUCUGCUAAGCUUAACUCCUCCGUACUGGCUUCCGGGGGUGGCGCGGGGGCAGGGCCGUCCUACUCCGGAAGCCAAAGGGUAGUUCCUAUGGGAAUCCCGAUGGGAGUUAGAUCAGCUCCUCAGCUGAGGCAGCAGCAAGAGAAAUUUCCACAACAGCACCUUCAGAAGCAGAAGCAGCAGUUCCGGAAACGGCCUCCCCCUCCUCCUGCGGUGGAUUCGGAUGAGGAGUCCGAGCCCGAUGGUUCGCCUGACUCGGCUGAUGAUUUUCCACCUGCAACGUACGAAAGGAAGAGGCCGAGGAAUCAGCGGGAGCCGAUGAAUUUGGGAGGAGGAGUAAAGCCUGCUGGGCCUGGAACGAACAGGGGGAGAGAGGGAGGUGCAGAUAAAGCAAGUGUUGUUGUGGGGAAGAAUUGGGGGAAUUCAGUGAGGGAGCUGACUCGAGCUAUACUUAAAUUUGGGGAAGCUUACGAGCAAGCUGAGAGCUCGAAGCUGCAGCAGCUGGUGGACAUGGAAAAGCAGAGGAUGAAGUUUGCCAAAGAGCUGGAAUUGCAGAGAAUGCAGUUCUUCAUGAAAACGCAAUUGGAGCUCUCACAGCUCAAGACCAGUAGUAGUAGGAGAGUUGGGAACAAUAACCACCACCAUCACAGCAGUAAUAACAUCAAUGCCACCACCCACACUAACAACCACCAUAGUGAUAGCAGUAACUAGAAGAAUAUAUAACUUAGAUUUACUCAAGUUAGAUUGGGUUGAAUCUCCGGGUGAAGCACCCAUGUUGUUGAAUAGAAAUUUGUGUCUGUAUCAAGGCAAUUGCUAGUUUCCAUCCUCAUUUCUUUCUUUCCUCUGUGUAACCAGUUUCAAGAAUUCACUCUAUGAUACAGCACAAUGCUCCAUUACACAAGUUAUUAAAUGCCCAACUGAAGAUUCAUCAAUCGCUUUUCUUUCCUGCAUUUGCCAGCUCAAAAAAAAUGCAUUUCGUGUUUCUGAACGGUCAUUGCAAUGAACAUAUGGGGUAAAUUAGAAAAAACAUUCUGUCGAUCUUUUCUUUUAACAUAUGAGAGAUUAGCCUUCUUAGCAACUAGUUCAAUCAUGCCAGAUGUAUACAGUUAGGAAGGCCGCCUCCGGUAACAUUUGCAAGUUCAUCUAACCUGGGACUAGAACUACUCAUUGCAACAGAUGGGCUUUUAUCCAGUACAUACCUUUCUUCCCUGCUAGGGGAAGCUAUUCAUAUCCGUGACUCUCACAUUCUUCAACUCGAGUACUAGUUGUACAACCUCUGCGAGCGCAUCUUAGAAGUCCAUAGUUUCUUCCCAAAGCAAUGGUUCAGCAGUCCUCAUUUCGAUGGAAAAGCUUUUUACUAAAAUGGUUCAGCAGUCCUCUGCGAGCACAUCUUAGAAGCGAGUAUCCCGGCAGCUCCUUGACCAUGCUCAAUCAUCUAUUGAAACUCGGACUCAUCAGAAGAAGCUUUGCAAAGGGAGCAGCUCCGGCGGCAAUGAGGGUCACUCGUCAUGCUGGCAGCAUCAAAAGAUGAUCUUGAUUCAGAAACAUCAAUGAAAAAUUAAUUCUUUCAGGGCAUCCAUCUUUUUUCCUUCUCUAUCUCAGGAAGCCUCUGCUUCAAACUUUUAUUGAGAUCAUCUUGCGAUAAACUAUGAAGCUUCUUUCAACAAGUUUGGAACAAUAUUCCACGACCUCCACUCAUUUCAUAUGAGGAAGUUGGCCCCUUUGUUGAUUUAAUUGUGUGAUAAAAUAGCUACAGCUUUUAAAGAGGUACAUCAGCUCAAUAGAGGAAGUUAAAUCAAGCAGAGGCAAGAACAA